AACCAGCACAACCACGCCAUGGAAUCCACGAUUGGCCUCCGUUUUUCCACCCUUCCCAAUCAGUACUCCAUUUGCAUGCCUUCAGGUUUCCAUGCUGCAAGAGCCACCAAACCCCAUUUAAGCUUCAGCCAUUCUUCUCUUUCACUCCCCCAGAGUUCAAGAAACCGCCCAAUUGAGCACAUCCGUGGUCCUAUAACUUGCAUGUUGGAUGGUUCACUGCCUCCUACAUACUAUAGAGUUGAUAAAGGAAGGGCAAGUAUGGCUUCGGCUUCUCCUUUUCUUCACAACAUCGGUUCUGGAAGGUGGACGAACCACAAAGGCAAUGCAGCUCAGAUAGACGGGCAUUCCUUGGCAGGAGUACCAUUGCCAGGGACGACAAGUAUUGAUCAUUAUAUUGAGCUUAUGGAAGUGGCAAAGAAGCUAAAGGAAUCUCGGCAGUAUGAUUUGGCAGUGGAAAUACUGGAGCUUAACGAACCCAAAGUCAGUGAAGACCCGGAAGCUGCUUACCAAGUGCAAAUGGAAAUAAUGCACAUUCUCUACCUUCAGGAAAAAUUCACAGAAGCCAUGGUAUAUGCUGAAAAGUUAUAUGAGAACAAAGCAAUUUAUGCCAAGCGAUUCCAAUUUGAAUUGUUUUAUGCUACAAAGCUUCUGGAAAUAGCAAAGAAGCUAAAGGAAUCUCAGCAUUAUGAUCUAGCAGUGAAGCUACUGAAGGUGCAUGACCCCGAAGUUGAGAAUUACCCAGAUGCUUCUUACUCCGUCAAAAUGGAAAUAAUGCACAUGCUCUUCCUUCAGGAAAAGUAUGAAGAAGCCUGGACUUAUUGUGAUGCACUCUCUAAGAAUGAAGUCAUUUACCUUCCUCAAUUCAAGUCGGGAUUGUUUUAUGCUUUGAAGUCAGGUAUAUUGUGCGGGUUGAAUCAACAUCAGGAAGCAAUUAAAUUCAUGCAUAAAUUCAAUCAAAACCGAAGCGAAGGAUUUCCAUUGGUCACACCCGAUAAGGAUGAAUCCACCAAAAAGUUUGGAAGUUGAAGAUGGAAAGAAGAGAAAAUAAAAGUAUAGUUUUAAUGCUUAUAGUUAUAUUUAUUGAUAAGAAAUGUCCUAUGGGAGAUACUGAUAGAAGUAAGGCAUUCACUACCAUGAUAUUUCAAAUUUUCUGAAGCCUUUUGAGGUAUGUAGGACAACUAUGUUCUUUCAUGUGUAUGUGCGCGCCUGCCACAUGUCUGUUUGGCUGUUUCAGCUUUGAGGCCAAUAAUUUUCAUCAAAUAACUGAAGCUAGUUUCCAAGAGUUCCAUAGGUUUCAUUUUAUUAUGUAUGUUUUAUAUCAUUGUUCCAAAAUUCUAGUUUUAA
Vitis vinifera (wine grape) is the source of this 1344-nucleotide messenger RNA. RefSeq lists its product as uncharacterized. Lineage: Eukaryota; Viridiplantae; Streptophyta; Magnoliopsida; Vitales; Vitaceae. The transcript has 6 exons. The record is from RefSeq and is a predicted model, not a curated record. Bases 19 to 1026 code for a protein of 335 amino acids.